Messenger RNA from Leptopilina heterotoma, 1877 nucleotides. RefSeq names its product dual specificity mitogen-activated protein kinase kinase 3 (gene lic). The coding region runs from base 348 to 1358 and encodes 336 amino acids. The record is from RefSeq and is a predicted model, not a curated record. Lineage: Eukaryota; Metazoa; Arthropoda; Insecta; Hymenoptera; Figitidae. Gene Ontology annotation, biological process: protein phosphorylation; stress-activated MAPK cascade. Gene Ontology annotation, molecular function: ATP binding; MAP kinase kinase activity. The transcript has 6 exons.
UAAUUUAAGUUGUAUAAAAAAGUUCAAGUUCAUAUAUGGACAUUACGAAUUUUAUUUUGUAAACUAUUUUGAAGUGAUGUAAACUGUCUUACUGGAAAUAACACUCAAUUCGAAUUUAUUUAAUAAUAAAUUUUAUGUAGAACAUAAAAUAAUAAACUUUUAUUGCUAACGUGUACAAAUAAAUUUAGGUAUCUCAAAAUUAACCUAAAAAACGUAUAUACAUAUAUAUACUUUGGCAACUAAAUAAUCCGGGUUCUUUCGUUGAUUGGGUGAAAAACAUGUGUCAAAAGUGAAUUUCCUGUGAAUCUCAAAUUUUGUUGAUACUUGAUUUUUAAAAAAUUAUAAACAUGGCCUUGAGGCGACCGAAGAAGAAUUUGAAACUUCAAGUUUCUACAGAAGCUCCUGUCCCUUUGACGCCACCAAGAAAUCUAGAUAAGAGAACAACAAUAACAAUAGAUGAAAAGACAUUUGUUGUUGAAGCUGAUGACCUCGAAACGUUAUGUACUUUGGGCAGAGGGGCCUAUGGAGUCGUGGAUAAAAUGAAGCAUAAACAGAGUGGCACUAUCAUGGCCGUAAAGAGAAUUGCAGCUACUGUGAACACACAAGAACAGAAACGACUAUUAAUGGAUCUAGAUAUUUCAAUGAGGAGUUCGGCUUGUCCUUACACUGUUCAAUUUUAUGGAGCACUGUUUCGAGAAGGUGAUGUAUGGAUUUGUAUGGAAGUGAUGGAUAUGAGUCUUGACAAAUUCUACAUGAAAGUCUACCAAAAUGGACGAUCAAUUCCAGAAGAUAUCUUAGGAAAUAUUGCCUUUGCAGUAGUAAGUGCACUACAUUAUUUGUAUUCACAAUUAAGAGUUAUUCACAGAGAUGUAAAACCUAGUAAUAUAUUAAUAAAUAGAAAGGGAGAAGUGAAAAUCUGUGACUUUGGAAUUUCUGGAUAUCUAGUUGACUCCGUAGCAAAAACAAUUGACGCUGGUUGUAAACCUUACAUGGCUCCAGAGAGGAUAGAUCCGUCAGGAAAUCCUUCACAGUACGAUAUUAGAUCUGAUGUCUGGUCUCUAGGAAUAUCACUUGUGGAAUUGGCGACUGGGAAAUUCCCUUACAAAACUUGGGGAACUCCUUUUGAACAACUUAAACAGGUCGUGAAGGACGAUGCACCUAAAUUACCCGAAGGACAAUUUUCCGACAGUUUUGAGGAAUUAAUUAACAAAUGUUUAAUGAAAGAUUAUAAAUCACGACCGAAUUAUGAUCAAUUACUGCAACAGAGUUUUAUAAUAAAUCACGCCGAGAAGGAGACGGAUGUUGCAACAUUCGUUGCGGAGAUCAUUGAUUUACCUGAAAAAAAUGAGACUAAAUAGUAAAAUAUUGUAAUAAUUUUCACCUACGUACGUUGAAUUUACAUCACCACAUUGUCACCUCAUUUGAUUCUCACCUAAAUUAAAGUUUUAUUUGCAUCAGUCAAAUUUACGUAGCAUUAGAGAUCGCCAAGAAGAUCAAAUCAAAUUCUGAUCCUGUAAUCAAAAUAUUUAAUUAUUCGUUAUAUAUGUAUGUAGUUAAUUUUCUUUUGUGAAGAAAGAGUUUUCUCCCCGGUUAUAUUACAUAUUUAACCCGAGAGAAAAAUUUAAAAAUGCAUGACCUAAAUUAUUUUGAUACUGCCAACAGGAAAAAACUUAAUUUUCUGCUCAAAAUGGCCUCCGAAAGACAGAGAAAGAGUCUUGAGAAAAUUUUAAUGAAGAAUAUUUUAUCAAUAAUUUUUGUCUUAUAUUCUGUAAGCUGCGUAGACAUUUAUAAUUUUUUGUAGAUAUAGCAUAUUUACAAUCUUUGAUAUACAAAUAUGUAAUACCUUGAUUUCAAUAAACGAAAAAUCAAAAAUCGAA